Ophidiomyces ophidiicola is the source of this 726-nucleotide messenger RNA. RefSeq lists its product as uncharacterized. The record is from RefSeq and is a predicted model, not a curated record. Gene Ontology annotation, molecular function: monooxygenase activity; calcium ion binding. Bases 1 to 726 code for a protein of 241 amino acids. The transcript is spliced from 4 exons. NCBI's taxonomy places the organism in Eukaryota, Fungi, Ascomycota, Eurotiomycetes, Onygenales, Onygenaceae.
AUGGCUUUCAGAACCAAAAAAGUACAACAGGACCUAGAUUUUGAUAUUUCUGUCAAAUAUUGUCCAGCAACACAGCAUCGGCAACCAGCAACGCACCUUGGAUCCCAUCUUACGAAGCCGAAUAUCCCGAGGGCAAACCUUGCGGUUACACGAGAAUUUCCUCACGGAUCGGAGGAUAGCAGGAGAAGGUAUCAGGACUACACAACAUUGCAGCAGCACGUUCUCUUCUGGGAUAGAGAUGGUGAUGGUAAAAUCAACACUUGGGACACAUAUGUUGGAUUUCGUGACCUGGGAUUCAACAUUCUGAUCAGCGUCCUUGCCGUUAUUAUUAUCAACGGAACUCUGUCAUAUCCGACAAGGUUGGCAUCUUCGUGGCUUCCAGACCCUUUCUUCCGGAUAUUCCUCAGCGGCAUCCAUAAAGCAAAGCAUGGAUCCGAUACUGGGGUCUUUGAUACAGAGGGCCGGUUCAAUCCACAGAUGUUUGAAAAUAUUUUUUCCAAACACAACACAAACGGGGAUGGAACACUGACUUUAAGGGAGCUAUUUGACGUAAUGCACACGCGCAGAUGUGCCAUAGAUCCUUUUGGGUGGGCUGCGGCACUCUUUGAGUGGAUUAUAACUUGGUUACUGAUCCAAAAGGAUGGGAAAAUUUAUAAAGAAGAUCUGCGGCAGAUCUACGAUGUAAGAAAACUCCCUACCUAUUUAUUAAACAUUGGAGAGAGAUAG